UCACGAAAACAACAAACACGAACCAGCUGUAAAUGUGAACGCGGUUUAUUAUUCCGGUGAUGUGACUGUUUACAUGUGACCGGGAUUUGAGCUGGAGCUCAUGUUUGUUGGUGUUUGCCUUUUGACUCAGUGACCUACAUACCGGUGGCAUCUUUGUUAGUGGAAGGCGCCAAUCUGCGCCAGUUUGAAAAUGAAUCCGGGCGGCGCUGAGCGGUCUUCGUUAGGCUGAAUGAAACUAAGGCUGAAACGGACCUUUAGUACAAGCUGCAUCGCUGACAGACCGCGUAGAGUCCAUGUUAGCCACUUUUAGUUUAUCAGGCUCGAAGUUACAGUUUAAAUAAAGCGGGGAGCUGGUAGGUGAUGGCGCCAAAACCCAAAAGUAAACGUCCAGCCGGUGACGGAUGAUCUGUUUCCACCCGUAUUACGUCCAUUGUAUUCAUGUGUACUCGACCUCAGAUUGUUGAAGCAGAACACGGAUAUGCUUCGGCCCUGCCUUUCAGUCCAAGCGACUCUGAUAAGAGAAGCAAGCAGAAGAGCAGGAGGAUAUGUGCUGGUGGCAACAGGUCGGUUCACAAUGAGCUGGAGAAAAACAGGCGAGCUCAGCUGAGGCAUUAUCUGGAGCAGCUGAAGAAGCAGGUUCCUGUGUCAUCAGACUCCUCCAGGAACACCACGCUCAACCUGCUGAGACAAGCUCAGCUUCACAUAAAGAAACUUCAAGAGCAGGACGAGCGCGCAGAGAAGCUGAAAGGUCACCUACGCUGGCAGCAGAGGGAGCUGCGGGUUCGGUUGGAGCAGCUGCAGAGAGGGACAGAGAGGAUGAGGAACAACAGCCAGGGGUCCACCAUGUCCUCGGAGAGGUCAGACUCCGACAGAGAGGACGUGGAGGUUGAUGUGGAGAGCAUCGUGUUCGACUGCGUGGAUUCUGACGGGCUGAGCUUUGCACACACGGAUGUAGACCACUGUUACUCCAGCAUGGACAGAGCCUGGCUAUGACUCAAGGGAAAAGACGAUGUGUUUGUUUAGCCAGGAGGAGGAAACGGGAAGAGGAGAAAAACAUUCCAAAAACAGAGGACGAAGGACGAGAUGAAGAUGUUACUGUACAACUAAACUCUCUAGUUUUUAAUGAUCUAAAUGAGAACAGGUGUAUUUGAACUGAACGGGGAAGGAUGUUACAUCAUGAAAAUGCUUCCAUCAACACGUGAUGUCAUUUCCUCACAACCAUCAGGUGUUUUACCUUCCAGUGAUUCAUUGUUUAACAGGAACAAAACGAGGGCUUUUAUACAAGAAUCUGAACUCAUCCAGUAUGCCUGCUAAACUCUGCCUUAAAGCUAUUUAGCUGUUUUAGUCCAGCUUCUCCUUCAGCACCAAAUUUACAAAUGGUUGCAUGCACUUAGACAUUAAUCUGCGCUACAUUGUUUUGUUUCAUUCGUGGUUUAAGCUUUUCAGUUGCAUGCAAAGUCUACUCGUUGCACUCGUUUUGGGUUAAAACUUAAUUAGUCCAACGCAUCAGAACCAGGUCCGUAGCUACGGUGUGAGCAUUAAAGUCUGUUCGAUCAACUGGUACAAAUAUUCACGUUUCUGCAAUUUUGAUUAAUAUUUUUUCUGAGGUCUAAAAUGUUAAUUAUAUGUACAAAGAGUCUAGUCAGGCAGGUAAUCUGUACUUUUAAUGAUCAUGCAACCAGUGCUGUUUUACAAGUAUCGUGUAUUUUUGAAGGUGCUUUUCCCCCUUCACCUCUGUGUAUAUGCAAGAUGCCUUAUCAUUAAUAUUCAUGUCUCUCCGCCCAGUAAUAUUAUGUAGCAUUUUUGUACUGGUGUAAGCUUGUCUUUUUUAAUAUUAUUUUAAACAAAUAAAUAUUUUCUAUAUUUA
This is a messenger RNA of Nothobranchius furzeri (turquoise killifish), 1867 nucleotides long. RefSeq names its product MAX dimerization protein 3 (gene mxd3). Gene Ontology annotation, molecular function: RNA polymerase II cis-regulatory region sequence-specific DNA binding; protein dimerization activity; DNA-binding transcription factor activity, RNA polymerase II-specific. Gene Ontology annotation, biological process: regulation of transcription by RNA polymerase II. The record is from RefSeq and is a predicted model, not a curated record. Lineage: Eukaryota; Metazoa; Chordata; Actinopteri; Cyprinodontiformes; Nothobranchiidae.